Molecule: messenger RNA, 408 nt
Organism: Staurois parvus
Lineage: Eukaryota; Metazoa; Chordata; Amphibia; Anura; Ranidae
Source: the annotation of a GenBank genome assembly
UUUGUGUCACUGGGAGGAAUUGUGCCCCAUCAUUGAUGUCAUUGGACCCUAUCAUUUGGGUCACUGGGAGGAAUUGUGCCCCAUCAUUGAUGUCAUUGGACCCUAUCAUUUGUGUCACUGGGAGGAAUUGUGCCCCAUCAUUGAUGUCAUUGGACCCUAUCAUUUGGGUCACUGGGAGGAAUUGUGCCCCAUCAUUGAUGUCAUUGGACCCUAUCAUUUGUGUCACUGGGAGGAAUUGUGCCCCAUCAAGUGAUGUCAUUGGACCCUAUCAUUUGUGUCACUGGGAGGAAUUGUGCCCCAUCAUUGAUGUCAUUGGAAGGAGUUGUGUCUCCUUCAUUGGUGUAAGUGGGGGGGAAUUAUACCCAAUUGGUUUCAUUUGGAGACCACGUGUCUAGACAGUGUCAUUUG